AUGGGAAGUAAGGAAUCUCAGACAUGGCUCGACAAGCUCGAGGAGCAGCUCAAUGUCGAUGUCGACUGGAUGGAUCCUGAAUACAUCAAGGCCAUGCCAAUCAAGCCGCAUGACCAGACCAGUAACCAACUCUGGGUUGAUAUCCAACUUAACCACCCAUCCAACGCCGAACUCUUGGUCAAAACUACGAAAGAGCUACAAGAUCAGGGCUGGUUGGCCAUAUACACAAGAAUGGCCGUCUUGAUGUGCAAGAAGAACAUCGACUUGAUCCAAGGCCGUGUCCUGCUUCAAACCCUACCGUCGAAGGCGUACGAUACACAGGCGACUCUAGACCACGCUCGGCUGUACGACAAGGAGUUUGCUAGAGCUGGCAUCAGCCGAGAUCGAUACUGCAUCAAGAUCCCAUCCACUGGCCCGGCCUUGAAUGCAGCCAAAAUCCUGAGCUCUGAGGGAAUCCCAACGCUCGGAACAGCAUUGUUUGGCCUCCCGCAAGCCAUAGCCUGCAGCCAGGCGGGUAUGCUGUACAUCAGCCCGUACUUUAACGAAACUAGAGCACACGAUGAUUUAUCGCUCUGGCCCGACGUUGAAGAUCCCGCGACCCAACAUCCCAUGAGCGCUCGAGUCUUCCAGAUCCUCGAAACGUACCGACGACUAUACAAAGAGACUGGCAAGGAGCAGCCACUUCUAAAGAAUGCCAGUUUCAUCUCUGCCAAAGAAGCCAUGGCGGCGGGGGAGUUGGGCUGCCACUCAGCCACCAUCUCUCAUACCGUCUUGGACCAACUCGCCAAGCUCAAGUAUGAUGGUACCAAGCAGCCCGGUGAGGGCGCGCCCAAGCCUGUCCAUGUAUACAAGAACGCUCCUCCGGCUUCUGAAAGGCUUCGCAAGUUGGCCAAGAUCGAUCCUCUUGCUGCUGCAGAAUGGGAUGGCAAGCUGGCUAGCACUGACAUCGAUUACCUCGCCAACGGCGGCGCAGAACUGGCCAAGGCAAUUGAGGCUGAUCCCAUUACCAAGGAAAGAUUGGCGAUCGCUUUAGAGCUCUUUACUGGUGGUGAGAACAGGAGCAAGGAUAAGAUUGACACGACGCUUCGAGCUCUCUGA
Messenger RNA from Trichoderma gamsii, 1098 nucleotides. Its product is annotated as transaldolase. The transcript is spliced from 5 exons. Gene Ontology annotation, biological process: pentose-phosphate shunt, non-oxidative branch; carbohydrate metabolic process. Gene Ontology annotation, cellular component: intracellular anatomical structure. The record is from RefSeq and is a predicted model, not a curated record. Gene Ontology annotation, molecular function: transaldolase activity. Lineage: Eukaryota; Fungi; Ascomycota; Sordariomycetes; Hypocreales; Hypocreaceae. The coding region runs from base 1 to 1098 and encodes 365 amino acids.